GACGAUUUUCCCGCAGCUCUGAAGUGAGAGCAGUAGAGCCACCGCAAAAACCCCGCUAGCGGCGGCGAACGGAGCCAAAAAGGAUCUCUGCAACACCGGAAAAUGCUCGUGACACAAAAUACAUGCAAAAAUAAAGUUGUGCUCUGAUUGUCUGGUUCUGUUCCUGGUUGCCUGGGUUGAGCUUUGAAAUUCUGAUUGUAUCACUUGAAUUAGUACUUUACAACGAUGCCAGCGCUAACGGGGUUGAAAAACACUAGGGUUCAGAAGAAACUGAAAGUUUCAACUGGUAAAUCGAAGGCCAGUAAUGGCAGUGUUGUUACCAGCACUUCAAAGAAAACAAGUGUUACGGAAGGUAAGAAAACUGGAAGUAGGGUAAGAAAACCAGUUGAUAUCUCUUGCAAGGGUGAGAUUACGCCUGGAAAGAUAGGUAGGAAGGAAAUAUUGAGGGUUGAGGAGGAUGGUCAUAUCAAGUCAUUGUCUUCUGGUGGCAAAAGGAAGAGAAUUUCUGCUGAUCGAAGUACGGAUGAGGAAAGAGCAUUGGAUGCCAAUAUGGGGUUACAGAACAGAAAGUCUUUAUCUAAGCUAGGCAGGAAUAAGCUUAAGCUUGAGACGCAUACAGGAAAGCAAAGAGAAAAUGAGGAUUAUCAUGUCUCUGGGCGGUCUAGUAGGAGAGAUUCAUCGCCAAGAGGAAGGAAAUCCCAGGAAGGUGAGUUCCUUGAUGAGAAAAAAUCAAGAGCUAAAUCUAAGAAUGUAAGGAAAGGUAAUAGCAUUGGGGAUUCCAUGACUAAUGACAAUGCCAAAAGCAGAUCUGAAGUGAGAACAAAUUCAAAUAAGAAAGAAAAUGAGCAAAAAGUUGAGUAUCUCAAGAAAUCUCUUAAGACAAAGCCCAAGGACAAAAAGGGGUUGACUGAUAAUGUAGACAUAACAGAGCGGCCGAAGAAGAAAAAGAAAGGAAUCCGCAUUGAUCCUCAUGAUAUCUCAAACAAGAGACUGGAUGAUGCCACAUCUAUGAAUGAUAAUAAUAAUAAUAAUAAACAGAAGAAAGAAGACAUAGAGCAAAAGAGUAAUGCUGAAAUGUCAAAGAAUGCACAGUUUCGUGCUAUAUGCCCUAGCCCUUCCAUCCUUUCCUUUGUGGAAGAGAAUUUAUUGGGUCGUAGGCGUGAAAUUGUGUUUAGAAGGGCAGGCUACAAUGUGGAGCUUUCUGCCCCUUUAGAUAAUAUACCAAUGUCAACAAGCUCAGAAAGGGAACGGAUUGAAGAACCGGUAUUCAGGAAUAAAUUAACUUUUUUUGCUGCUGCAAAAAUCUCUUCAUCUUUUCCCCCGCCAGAUCUUCCAGAAAUUGCAUUUGCAGGAAGAUCAAACGUAGGGAAGUCAUCUCUGCUGAAUGCAUUGACAAGACAAUGGGGUGUCGUACGGACAUCAGAUAAGCCUGGAUUGACUCAAACAAUUAAUUUCUUCAAACUUGGCCAAAAGCUCUGCUUGGUUGAUUUGCCUGGAUAUGGUUUUGCUUAUGCAAAAGAAGACGUGAAGGAAGCUUGGGAGGAGCUUGUGAAAGAGUAUGUCUCUACAAGGAUUGGUCUAAAGAGAGUAUGCCUUCUCAUUGAUACUAAAUGGGGUAUGAAGGCAAGGGAUCAUGAACUUGUUGAAUUGAUGGAAAGAUAUCAAACAAAAUACCAGAUUAUUUUAACCAAGACUGAUACUGUAUUCCCUAUUGAUGUUGCACGCCGUGCAAUGCAAAUUGAAGAGAACCUCAAGGCAAACAAGUCUGUGGUUCAACCUCUGAUGAUGGUCAGCUCAAAAUCUGGGGCUGGUAUCAGAAGUUUACGAACUGUGCUUACUAAAAUUGCUCGGUUUGUAAAACCAUAGAAAGAAUGUCACAGGUUUUUACUCACCCUUCCAAAAGGGAUGCUCCAUUUUACAGAUUCCGAAAGUUUCGAGUGAUCUCUGAAGGGAAAGGGCUAGCGUAUCAACAUCCAACCAACAUCUUCCAGCAGCAGCAGUGCGAUGAAUAUACGGUGAACUGCAACAAUCAUCCUCCCAUGCUCUGUGGGAUAUCUGAUUAUCAAUUUGGUUAUGGCUACCAAUUUUUUUAGUUAGGGAAGUAUUGAUCAAUUCUUGAUGCUUCACAUCCUGUUUUCUGGUCCUUGGCUGGCCGGAGACAAGUGGUAUCUUACCUGGGUUGGGUAUAUACCAUUUCUCUCUGUAUUAGUAUCUCGAAACUUUGUACGGAGUAAUAUUUAUGAAAAUGAUCUCGCUCAUUUUUACUUGA
Ipomoea nil (Japanese morning glory) is the source of this 2269-nucleotide messenger RNA. RefSeq lists its product as uncharacterized. The coding region runs from base 226 to 1866 and encodes 546 amino acids. The record is from RefSeq and is a predicted model, not a curated record. The transcript is spliced from 12 exons. Gene Ontology annotation, molecular function: GTP binding. NCBI's taxonomy places the organism in Eukaryota, Viridiplantae, Streptophyta, Magnoliopsida, Solanales, Convolvulaceae.